CCGCAGAGCUCUGGGCGGCGGGUGGGACUCGGACGUCUGACAGAGUUGUUGUUCCGGCAGCGGCCGCGGAGACGUGAGUUUUGCCAGGUGGAUGUGGGAAGAGAAGUUUGCAGAACUGAAAUGGAGGUCAGAGCUUCAUUACAGAAGGUUAGUGGGUCAUCUGAUUCUGUGGCCACAGAGAACAGUGAAGAAUUUGUUUUGGUUCCUCAGCACACAGAUGAUACUUCUACAAAGGAUGAUGGAAAGCCGCAGCUGAAGAUAGCUUCCAAUGGUGAUGAACAGUUGGAAAAAGCCAUGGAAGAGAUUUUGAGAGAUUCUGAGAAAGGACAAAGUAGCCUACUUGUUGAUUGUCAGGGUUCCAAUGAUAUUUCAGACUACUCCUUUGGAGAUGUUCCAGCCAGCCAAACAAAUAAGCCAUCUCUUCAGUUAAUUUUGGAUCCAUCAAACACAGAAAUUUCCAAACCCAGACCGUCUUCUCCAAGUGGACUUUCUGAAGAAGACAGUGUUCUAUUUAACAAAUUGACUUACUUAGGAUGUAUGAAGGUUUCUUCCCCACGUAGUGAAGUAGAGGCUUUACGGGCAAUGGCAACCAUGAGAGCCUCCAGUCAGUACCCCUUUGCUGUUACACUGUAUGUGCCCAAUGUUCCAGAAGGUUCUGUGAGAAUUAUAGACCAGUCAAGCAGUGUGGAGAUAGCAUCCUUCCCAAUUUAUAAGGUGUUAUUCUGUGCACGUGGGCAUGAUGGGACAACAGAGAGCAAUUGCUUUGCAUUUACAGAGAGUUCUCAUGGUUCAGAAGAAUUUCAGAUACAUGUUUUCUCCUGUGAAAUUAAAGAGGCAGUUCCUGCAUGAUACCUGAAGGUUUUCUUACUAAAGGGAAGAAGAGGCUUCCUCAAACAGUAACAACAUGGUUGCUACCCUGUGAUGCUCUUAUUUCACCAUGAAUCUCCUCAGGCAGCAGAUGCCAACAGUGGAGAAGAGAAGCCUACUGAGGGUGAUGACUCUCUUGGACACUGUGCUAUCAGGAUACAUUUGACUUAUUGUCCUGGGUAGUCUUCUGUAGGACCCUAUUGGACUGGAUCUUCAUGAUAUUUGGCAAAAUAAUUUGACAGUCCAACCAAAUGUAUCUUAAUGUCUGUGAUCUUUGUACAGGGAGAAUGAUGCAAGGUUUCUGCUGAGGUACUGCAGACAAAUCAAAAUGUCAGAAGUAGUAAAAAAAGAUAAGGAGGUACUCAUGCUUCUUGUGUCUUUGUGGAUUUGCUACACAAAGCUUUAAAAAAAUACUUUAAAGGGCUUAGUUAAUGCUAAGAUACACUCCCUCUCUAUUUGUGAGUAUGUUAUAUGCACCUGUAAGUAUUCAUUUGUGUGUAUAUAUGAAGGUGUGCAUACACCUAUGGUUUCAGUUUUCCUAGUUCUAGGAUUUACAAGUAUCUAUGCCCAGCUGGAUAGUAAUUUAUUUUUUAAAACUUCAUUUUGGCAAUUCUUAAUGAUAAUGCAUUCAAGCAAGUUGUUAAAUUGAAAAAAAAUUGGAAAAAUCAUUUCUUUUCUUUUCUUUUUUAGAUAGGGUCUAUGUAGCCCAUAGAGA
Molecule: messenger RNA, 1582 nt
Organism: Peromyscus leucopus (white-footed mouse)
Lineage: Eukaryota; Metazoa; Chordata; Mammalia; Rodentia; Cricetidae
Product: rab GTPase-activating protein 1-like
Exons: 6
Coding region: 121-849 (242 amino acids)
Source: RefSeq, a predicted model, not a curated record